Messenger RNA from Rosa rugosa (rugosa rose), 1407 nucleotides. RefSeq names its product protein AE7. Bases 492 to 968 code for a protein of 158 amino acids. Lineage: Eukaryota; Viridiplantae; Streptophyta; Magnoliopsida; Rosales; Rosaceae. The record is from RefSeq and is a predicted model, not a curated record. The transcript is spliced from 10 exons. Gene Ontology annotation, biological process: iron-sulfur cluster assembly.
ACAAAACAGAAAAUUCAGGGUCACAAUUCUAAUAUAUAUAUAUAUGCAGCUAGCGUGGGUUUUGUAAACCGCCCGCCCUGCGAAGUUGGAGAAAGAAGCCUCCGUCGAGAAAUUUAGCUCUUUCCGUUCCAUCUCUGCAAACUCGAUCAUCAACAGCAGCAGCUGCAGCUCUCGCUCUCAACUUUACAAAACAAUCAAUUGAUUUGACGGUGAAGCUACAAAACUCUAGAAGUCAAUUCUCUUAAUUUUCAGAUUCAUCAGACUUCACAACAAUCAGGGGUUCUGUUUGUGUUGGGGUUGGCACAAAAGCUUCGCUGCAGGAAUAGGAAGAUAUUGGUACAAAGCCUUUGCAUAUUCGGUCGUUUAAGGGGUUUUGUUUGUGUUGGGGUCUGACAUCUUACUGAUUGAUUGGAUUGGUUUGAGGUGAGACUUACUCUUGAAGAACCUAAAGCUGAAACCAGAGGCUUUGAAAAUCCAAUUUUGAAGGAAAAAUGGUAUCCGAGUUAAUAAAUGCGAAUCCAGUCAUCUAUGAAAAGAAAGAGCGGCGGGUUCGUAGUGUUCCAAGUGCUGCAGAUGAAUAUGCUGUUGAACCAAUUGACCAAGAAGAAAUUUUUGAUCAUAUUAGAGAUAUUAAAGACCCGGAACACCCUUACUCUUUGGAAGAGCUCAAAGUAAUUUCAGAAGAUGCAAUUGAAGUAGAUGAUGGCCGUGGUCAUGUUAGGGUCACAUUUACUCCUACUGUUGAACAUUGCAGUAUGGCAACAGUUAUUGGUCUUUGCAUACGUGUUAAACUCUUGAGGAGCCUGCCUUCUCGUUUCAAGGUGGACAUUAGGGUGGCACCUGGAUCUCAUGCAACUGAAGCUGCAGUUAAUAAGCAACUGAAUGAUAAAGAGCGGGUAGCAGCGGCAUUGGAAAACCCAAAUGUUGUGGAAAUGGUUGAUGAAUGCCUUACUCCUUCAUAUGAUUGAAUGAGUUGAUCAUAAGAUGUAAGCCUCGCUUUUCGAAAACACCAGUGUAUUCAUCAGUUCUGCCACAUUCUCAAACAGCAGAUGGGUUACACUCCUCCGUUCACCAGACUCAUCUUGAAGUGUUUGGUUAGCAAACACCGUGAGUAAUUCGUGUGGACUCCUCUCUCAUCUAGCCAUCAGUAUACGAUUUUUCUACCGUGUGUUACUAUUACUGAAUCUUUCUGGCCACUCCAGCUUGUAUUUUCUGAGUGGCGAGCUCGAUAGAUAUGGCUAUAAAGAAUUCAAAAAUAAUGCGCAUUCUUAGAAUGUGAGCAUUAUAGUUGGCUUGUCCAAUGAAAUUUUGCAUUGUUGUACCCCGAGUCCCUGACAAAGCACUGGUGUGAGGGCGACUGCCCUGGGUGAUUUUUAUUUUUCAAUUUUUCAUUUCUUGUUUUCUUUA